Molecule: messenger RNA, 2949 nt
Organism: Marmota monax (woodchuck)
Lineage: Eukaryota; Metazoa; Chordata; Mammalia; Rodentia; Sciuridae
Gene: Ppm1d
Product: protein phosphatase, Mg2+/Mn2+ dependent 1D
Exons: 6
Coding region: 220-2037 (605 amino acids)
Biological process (GO): protein dephosphorylation
Cellular component (GO): nucleus; cytosol
Molecular function (GO): cation binding; protein serine/threonine phosphatase activity; mitogen-activated protein kinase binding
Source: RefSeq, a predicted model, not a curated record
CAGUGCGCAGGCGCAGCUUGUCGACUCUCUCGCCCCAGCGCUCUGGCCCAGCUCUCGCGGACAAGUCCCGACUUCGCGCGCCCCCUCUCCGGGACCGCCCCCUCCUCCCUCUCGGCGUCGUCGAAGAUAAACAAUAGUUGGCCGGCGAGCGGCGAGUGUGUCUCCCGCCGCCGGAUUCGGCGGGCUGCGUGGGACCGGCGGGAUCCCGGCCAGCCGGCCAUGGCGGGGCUGUACUCGCUGGGAGUGAGCGUCUUCUCUGACCAGGGCGGGAGGAAGUACAUGGAGGACGUUACUCAGAUCGUGGUGGAGCCCGAGCCGACGGCUGAAGAAAAGCCGUCGCCGCGGCGGGCGCUCUCGCAGCCGUCGCCUGCGCGGCGGUCCCUGGCCGCUCUUCCAGGCAGCGAAGUGUCGGGGAAAGGCCCAGCGGCGGCAGCCCGAGACGCUCGCGACCCUCCCCCGGACGCCGGGGCCUCACUAGCGCCCGGCCGCUGCUGCCGCCGCCGUUCCUCUGUUGCCUUUUUCGCGGUGUGCGACGGGCACGGCGGGCGGGAGGCGGCACAGUUUGCCCGCGAGCACUUAUGGGGUUUCAUCAAGAAGCAGAAGGGUUUCACCUCGUCGGAGCCGGCGAAGGUUUGCGCUGCCAUCCGCAAAGGCUUCCUUGCCUGUCACCUCGCCAUGUGGAAGAAACUGGCAGAAUGGCCGAAGACUAUGACAGGUCUUCCUAGCACAUCUGGGACAACUGCCAGUGUGGUCAUCAUACGGGGCAUGAAGAUGUAUGUAGCUCACGUGGGUGAUUCUGGGGUGGUCCUUGGAAUUCAAGAUGACCCGAAGGAUGAUUUUAUCAGAGCUGUGGAGGUGACACAGGAUCAUAAGCCAGAACUUCCCAAGGAAAGAGAACGAAUUGAAGGACUUGGUGGCAGUGUCAUGAACAAGUCUGGGGUGAACCGUGUAGUUUGGAAAAGACCUCGGCUCACUCACAAUGGACCUGUUAGAAGGAGCACAGUUAUUGACCAGAUUCCCUUUCUGGCAGUAGCAAGAGCACUUGGUGAUUUGUGGAGCUAUGAUUUCUUCAGUGGUGAGUUUGUGGUGUCACCUGAACCAGACACAAGUGUCCACACUCUUGAUCCUCAGAAGCACAGAUAUAUCAUCUUGGGGAGUGAUGGACUUUGGAAUAUGAUUCCACCCCAGGAUGCCAUCUCAAUGUGCCAGGACCAAGAGGAUAAAAAAUACUUGAUGGGUGAGCCUGGACAAUCUUGUGCCAAAAUGCUUGUGAAUCGGGCACUAGGCCGCUGGAGGCAGCGUAUGCUUCGGGCAGAUAACACCAGUGCCAUAGUAAUCUGCAUCUCUCCAGGAGUGGACAAUCAAGGACACUUCACCAAUGAAGAUGAGCUCUAUCUGAACCUGACUGAUAGCCCUUCUUAUAAUAGUCAGGAAACCUGUGUGAUGACUCCUUCUCCAUGUUCUACACCACCAGUCAAGUCUCUGGAAGAGGAUCAAUGGCCAAGGCUGAACUCCAAGGACCAUAUACCUGCCCUUGUUCGUAGUAAUGCCUUCUCAGAGAAUUUUUUAGAGGUCCCAGCUGAGAUAGCUCGAGGGAGUGUCCAGGCUGUAGUUAUACCCUCAAAAGAUCCAGAGCCACUUGAAGAAAAUUGCACUAAAGCCCUGACUUUAAGGAUACACGAUUCUUUGAAUAAUACCCUGUCAGUUGGCCUUGUGCCUACAAAUUCAACAAAUGCCAUCUUGGACCAAAAAAACUUAAAGAUGUCAACUCCUGGUCAAAUGAAAGCUCAAGAAGUUGAAAGAACCCCUCCAGCGAACUUUAAAAGGACAUUAGAAGAAUCCAACUCUGGCCCCCUUAUGAAGAAGCAUAGACGAAAUGGCUUAAGCCGAAGUAGUGGUGCUCAAUCUGGAAGCCUCCCCACAACCUCACAGCGGAAGAACUCUGUCAAACUCACCAUGCGACGUAGACUUAGGGGCCACAGAAAAAUUGGAAAUCCUUUACUACAUCAGCACAGGAAAACUGUUUGUGUUUGCUGAAAAGUAUCUGGGAAUUGAGGUUUUUCCAAAUUUAUGAUAUAAGAGGGCUUUUUAGAUUUGGCACCGAAGUUGAACUUUUUUAAGGGGACAAAAUAAAAAGAGUAUACAGUUUGACUUUUUGGAAUUUAACAGUUUUAUCCUGGCCUUGUAUUUGCUUGUAUUAUAAAUGUGAAUUUUGUAGAUGUUAGGGUAUAAGUUGCUGUACACUGUGUGUAAAUUUGUAUCCUUCACACAAACUCAGUCUCUUAUUCUGAUACACAGUAAUUGUGACAACAGGGCUAAAUGUUUUAAAAAAAUCAAAAGAAUCUAUUAGAUUUUAGAAAUACAUUUAAACUUUUUAAAAUGCUUAUUAAAAAUUUGUACAAGCCACUUGUGAUGAAAACAACACAACUUUUUAAAGUAAAUUAUUAAGCAGACUGGAAGAAUGAUGUAUUUUCAUAGUGACCUGUGUUCCACUUAAUGUUUCCUAGAGACUACUCGUGUCUUUUAAAAAGUAUUUUUUAUUUCUAAUUUCAUAAUUCAGAACUAAAUUUUUCAUAGAAGUGUUGAGCCAUGCUAAAAGUAGCUGGAUGUUAGUUUCCUUGUCCUAAUUAAAACACUGUGCAGUAUCUUUUACUUCAUUAGCAUUUUUCUAAAACAUUAACCAUCAGAUAUACUCACUGAAUCUUGGUGUGUGUUUGCCUAAAACAGUGCCCUUCUCAGUCUUCCCAGACCAGUGGCAUUAUUAGUUCUUUAAAUAGUUAUCCCCUUUCUAGUGUUUGCUUAAAUAUGUGAAGUUUUUCUUGCUAUUUCAAUAACAGAUGGUGCUGCUAAUUUCCAACAUUUCUUAAAUUAUUUUGUAUCGUACAGUUUUCAUUGAUUAUAUGAGUAUGUUUGUUCAUCUAAUAAAUCAGUGAGCUGUUCUUCAUGUAA